GGGCAAAGACGGGUCGCGAUUGGUUCGGCUGCGCUGUCAGUUAUUCUGCGGGGUAUCCGCCCCCUCGGGAAGGUCCAACGGACUGGGGUGGCAGCCCAGCACUGUUGAGAGCAGAAUUUAAAACCAGCAAACAGGAGUUAUGCGCUGAUGCUAGCACUGACUAACAACUCAGGUGGAAGAGAUUAUGACUUCUGUCAAAGAACAGGAAGCCAUCAGGAAGCUCAUGGUUUUCUUGCAGGAAUGGGAUAGUGCCCACAGAGUUGAUCGAAGCCGCAUCCUGGACAACUUCAUUAAAAGCAAUGAUGGCAAGACAGAACCAGAGCUGGAGCUGGAGUUCUCCCAGGGAGCCAGCUUGUUUCUGGCUCGCCUAACAACAUGGCUCAGGAUGACCUACAUGUACAGCACGUGCCUCAACAAGCUGCUCAAGUCCAUUGGCAUCUUCUUAUCUGCUGCAAGUGGACACAGAUACCUGACUGAAUUUCUGGAGAUUGGAGGUGUCGUGAUUCUCCUGGAAAUACUAGGGCUGAACCACCUGAAAGAAGAGGACAAAAGGGAGUCUGUAAAGCUGCUGCAGCUCAUCGCAGAUGCUGGCAGGAAGUAUAAGGAGCUCAUUUGUGAAAGCUACGGGGUGCAAUCCCUCACCGAGUUCCUGGCCACUUCCGACUCAGCGGAGGCUCAAGAAGAUGUACAGGUGCUCCUGGACUCCUUGGGCCACGGCAAUCCGAAGUACCAGAACCAAGUCUACAAAGGCUUCAUCACUCUGCUGCCGUGCACCUCCCCUCGAGCCCAACAGCUGGCCCUGCAGUCGCUCAGGGUCAUGCAGGACGUGGCGGGAGAGGUGCCCUCUGCCCUCGUGGGGCCCGUGCUGGGCACGCUGGGCUCCGCGCACCUGGAGGUCCAGUAUGAAGGUAUCCCCAGCCCCCGCCUCUCCCCACCAGCCCGUCUGAACGGCGGGUCCCGGUGCUGCCAGCGGCUCCCCUCUCCUCCAGCCACCCAGCUCCUGAAGGUCCUCAUGGCUCACCAGGUCCGGCCAGCCCUGCUGAAGGACCUGGUUGCGUUACUGACACCACCCAGGAAGAAAGCGCUGACCUUCUGCGACCAGACCUCCGAAGACCCAGCUGCACUUUGCCUGAGGGACCCUGUGCUGGAGUAUAUUCAGCAGGCAGCUGCCGCAAAAGCCAUUGGCGUGUUAGCCAAGGAGUCAGCAGAAGUGGCUGAAGAGCUGAUCCAGCUGAAAGUGGUGCAUGGCCUGAUGGUUGCUGUGGGGAACCUGGACCAUGUGGCCAGCCAGAGACACGCCAGCAUCUCCCUGGAGUAUUUUGUCCACAUGUUUCCCUUUGUGGAGGAGUGCGUAAAGAAGACACUAGGACACACACUGUUCCAGCACUUUAUGGACAGUCCUGAGACCUGGUACACAAAAAUGCAUCCAGUCCAGGCUGAAGAACUGGCCUCCAGUAUAGUAGACAUCCCCAGAGACAGAGCAAGGCCACAGUCCACAGGUGAGCAGGAAUGACUGUCCACCAGAAGAAAAAAAAUGCAAUUUCAAUCCAGAACCAAAUCUGGGAAUCUGUCAAAAUUCAGUGUUCCUGAAUGCUUGCGACCAGAAUUACCAUACAUCCUUUCAGAGUGGAAUGGAUUCCAGGAGGGAACCAAGCAGCCUUUUGUGAAGUAAAUGAAGGAAAGCUACCAAGCCUGAAGUGUGCAAGUGUCGUCUUGUUAAUGUAUAACAAAAGGCACAGUCUUUUUACUUGCCAGCUCACUGGAGGGGUAUAGAAGCAUGUAAAGCAGAGACCAGGAGGUACUUGCUGCUCUGUCACAGGGGUUCCAGGUAUCAGCAAGACCCCCAGGGAAAGCUGGGGCUGAGUCCCUGCAAAUCUACCUUGCCCUGCAGGUACCCAAGAUCAGCCACGGGGCAACUCAAAACACCCUCCCUAUAACCACUUCAAGACAUUUGAGUUCUCCAGGUCCUUCACAUUUUGGCCAAAGUCUCCAACCCUAUUAGUUCAUACCAAAGCCCAUCAAGAACACCAAGUGUUUUGUGCCAUUCUUAGCACACCCUUACAUGGGUGGGACCCAAAGUACUACGAAAAGUAAAGGGCAUGGAGGUAACCAUUCAGGACAGGAUAAGCUUCCUACAAAAACCAGGGCAGUCUUAAGUCUAGCAUGAGAGACUGCUCCUGAGGAAAGGAGACAUUAGUCAUGGUUUUAUACAAUCUCUAUUAUGUCUCCCACAGAGAACACCCAGCUUAGUUUCAUAAGACAGCUCUAAAAUAAUUUGCUCCUAGCAAACAAACUCCAAAUUGCCAUUACAAGCAACAACAAGAGAACUUGACAUUCCAAAUGUCAGAACAAAAGCAGCUAAAACACUUUCUGCAACAAGAGUAGAAUCCCCAGGUCAGAAAGGC
This is a messenger RNA of Tyto alba (common barn owl), 2405 nucleotides long. It is a transcript of the gene ARMH1, whose product is annotated as armadillo like helical domain containing 1. Lineage: Eukaryota; Metazoa; Chordata; Aves; Strigiformes; Tytonidae. Bases 185 to 1513 code for a protein of 442 amino acids. The record is from RefSeq and is a predicted model, not a curated record. The transcript has 13 exons.